GAGAGAGAGAGAGAUUGGGCUAAAACCAACCCCCCCUGGAUGUUUCAGUUAGGUUCUGCUGCUCCGGUGUCUUGCUUGUCAGUUCUCUCUUAUGCGGUGGUUAGUGUGGAUUCUCUUCAACGCAUUGAUAAGAUCUCUACAAAUAAUAUUCAAGGAGUUGGACAAUAAGCGGCUCAGUCAAGACCCCUUCAAACAGAGCACAUAAGCACCCCCUGGUGGCAUUGACAAGCAUAACACCUGUGAUCAGAGACGUGGGGAAAGAGAACCACUACCUGACUCAGCUGCAACUAACAUCUUCUUGUCUAUUGGAUUAUAGUUCUGUCAUUCUAUGGAGCGAAACACACAGAGAGCCCCCAUACCAACUGGUAUUGAUCGGUAACUGAAGCAUGACAAGUUAAACUAUGCGUUAAUUAAUACCUAGAAUAAGGUAUUAAAAAGUCAACCAAAGAGUUCACUAAAGAAGACUUAACAAACAACAGAAACAUGGAGAUGGAAGCCUCCCGUGCUGCUUACGCUGGGACCUUCCCCACUGAAUCUAUAGGCUCUCUACCCACCAACACCUCCUCUCCAAGCCUGCUCCAAUUCUUCUGGGAUUACCAGAACAAUGAUGUCAUUGUGACGCACUACAACUACACAGGCAAGCUCCAGACAGACCGGUAUCGUGAGGGGUUAAAACCUGAAGCCAUAGCCUUCCUGGUAGUGUGUCUUCUUAUCAUCCUGGAGAAUGCUGUGGUUCUAAUAGCCAUCUGGACCAAUAAGAAGUUCCACCUGCCCAUGUACUAUCUCCUAGGUAACCUGACUCUGUCAGACCUCCUGGCCGGUGUCACCUACAUGGCCAAUAUCAUCAUGUCUGGUCCUAAUACACUGAGACUAACUCCAAUACUCUGGUUUCUGAGGGAAGGAGGCGUCUUUAUCACAUUAGCCGCCUCCGUCAUCAGCCUAUUGGCCAUCGCGAUAGAACGCCACGUUACCAUGGUGACAAUGAAACCAUACCACGGGGCAAAGAAGGGUCGGCUGCUGGCUCUGAUCGGGGGGAGCUGGGCGUUAGCAGGGCUGCUGGGGGUGCUCCCCGUCCUGGGCUGGAACUGUAUGGGUCGCCUGGACCGCUGUUCCACGGUUCUCCCGCUCUACGCCAAGUCUUACAUCCUGUGCUGCGUGUCCGUGUUCAGCGGCGUGCUCCUCGCCAUCGUCGUUCUCUACGCCCGCGUCUUCCGUAUCGUGCGCACUAACACCCAGCGCCAACGCCUCGGAGGAGCAAAGGGAAGCCUUCGCAAAGGCCUCGCCAGGAAAUCCCAGAAGUACAUGGCGCUCCUCAAGACAGUCACUAUUGUACUCGGCGUCUUCAUCGCUUGUUGGUUGCCGCUCUUCCUCCUCCUCGGCCUAGACUCAUUCUGCCCUGCCCGCCGCUGCCGACUGCUCCUCAAGGCGGACUACUUCCUUGGCGUUGCCAUGGUGAACUCGCUCCUCAACCCCAUAAUAUACACCCUGACCAGCAAAGACAUGCGUCGCGCUAUUUUAAAACUGCUCUGCCGCCCGUGUCUCAUGACCAAGGACGGGCAGGUGAAGAGGAUGGGGGUGCCGUUCCUGGAGUGUAGCUUCAGUAAGACGGAGGUGGCAUCGAAGAAGCUGGAAGGCCUGGAGACAACGAUCUCCUCUGGGAACAUCGUCACGGCUCAGUCACCCAUAAAGACUCUCUACCCCAAGCUCUUCAAGGUCUAAAGAGCCUAAUGUGGAUAGCUCUGUGAUGGACAGGGAACUAACUCCCUAUAGAAGAUGGACAACAUAAGUGCUCCAUAUGGCCUCCUGAAAAGACAGACCUGAAGGACCCUUUGGGCAGCUCUGUGUUUAAGAGAGUAAACCAUAGAAUUAGGGGCUUUGUCCCUUCCAGUAAUUGUAUUUCUAUGGAGUGAACUUCAUAUUGAAGUGGUGGACAACAGGAGUGCUCAAUAUGGCCACCUGAAAACGGCAUCACUUCCUGUUUGGCAACUCCACUCCAAUGGCCUUCGGCAGACUAGCCUACAUCUAUAGCUCUCUUCUGCCCAAUGAACUAAGCCUAAGAGCAAACCCUCAAAAAGACAGGUGAAUGAUCUAUGAUUGCGACAGAUAUAGCUACAGGUGUUUUUGAUGAGAGCAUCAAGUUCAGACAUAUCUCUCUUCAGCAAGUCUGUAGUGGUGCACUUGCAGCAAUAUCACCACAUCAAAAGACUGAUGUUGUAAGAAUGAUGACUAAACAUCAAGCCAGGUGGAAGAAAUGAAAAUGUGAAUUAAGCAACUCUUCUGGUAUUCAGAAAAACCUUCCAGAACUGAUUUGCACUAAGUUAACUCUGCAUUGAGAGAGCAUUGAAAGCCAUGGAUUAAGAUUGGACAUUCUGUUCUAGAACUAAGACUGUAAACUGGACAUUCCAACCAUGUUGAGUUGUUGUGGCGA
Oncorhynchus tshawytscha (Chinook salmon) is the source of this 2428-nucleotide messenger RNA. RefSeq names its product sphingosine 1-phosphate receptor 1. The transcript is spliced from 3 exons. Gene Ontology annotation, molecular function: sphingosine-1-phosphate receptor activity. The record is from RefSeq and is a predicted model, not a curated record. Gene Ontology annotation, cellular component: membrane. Bases 484 to 1719 code for a protein of 411 amino acids. Gene Ontology annotation, biological process: G protein-coupled receptor signaling pathway. NCBI's taxonomy places the organism in Eukaryota, Metazoa, Chordata, Actinopteri, Salmoniformes, Salmonidae.